GGUUUAGUUUAGAGUUUCUUUCCCGUUCCCCGGUUUUUCUUUUCUUAUUUUUUUUCUCCCCUUCUUUUUAUUUCUUUUUUUUCGGUUCGUUUGUUGCAUCGUUAAAUAUGUCUGUCUUGUUGGGCAACAGUCAGUCAGCCAUGUUUAUCCUGGCAUUCCAGGUAUCGCUAUGUCUACUUGGGACUCUGGUGGAUUGCAACUGGCGUUUUAGGUGUCAAUUUCAAUCAGCGGUAUACGGUUCGUUGUACGCCCAACUCACUUUUCAUAAGAGAAACGUGAGCCUUGGAGUUAUUAGUUGGGGACGUGUAUUGCAUUUCUAUGUGCUUUUCCAGAAAGAGUUUGCUAGAUCUGGCCUUUGGGCUGGUGGACUUACAAGUGUUACAAUGGUAGUGCGAAACGACAUCGACUUCGCUACUCCUAACUAUGUAAAUAUGUAACGAACUCUGACUGAUUGGUGUGAGGGUGUCAUGGCUAAUAUGGCUUCCUUUACCGAAACAAGUAUGCGAUGUAUGUUUUUGAUGGGCUUGGCAUUUCCCGUAAUAGUGUAUGUAGUAUUUGUUCAACUCCCAAUGACAUUGUAAAGCAUAU
Messenger RNA from Neurospora hispaniola, 588 nucleotides. RefSeq lists its product as uncharacterized. The record is from RefSeq and is a predicted model, not a curated record. The coding region runs from base 108 to 437 and encodes 109 amino acids. NCBI's taxonomy places the organism in Eukaryota, Fungi, Ascomycota, Sordariomycetes, Sordariales, Sordariaceae. The transcript has a single exon.